This is a messenger RNA of Paramecium sonneborni, 627 nucleotides long. The record is from the annotation of a GenBank genome assembly. Lineage: Eukaryota; Ciliophora; Oligohymenophorea; Peniculida; Parameciidae.
AAAUGGAAGAGGAAUUUAAAUAAAAGUGGGGUUUUGCAGCUCUUUUAAAGUAUGCUUCAGAGAGAGAGAAGGAUAAAGAUAAACCAAUAUAUAAAUUAUGGCAUGGAAUGAAUUUAGAGGAAUUAGGAGUACCUUUAUAGGAAAAUAAGUAUAUUAGUCUAAUAAAAUGAAAUUAGAUUACCUGGAUAACCUACAAAGAUUAUAUCACCUUUUAUAGAUGAUAAUGCUACCCAACCAGAUCCACUUUCAAAACCUCAUGAUUGGAUUAAAUAAAAAUUAAUGCCUCGUCCUAAUAGUGUGAAUAGAAAGAAAGAAAUGUAUAGUUUAUUUUCAGAAGAAACUAAUUUCUAUAUAUUUUAUAAUGUUAUGGAUGAAGAAUAAUAAUUAUUUGCUGUAGAAAAUCUGUAAAAUUGAAUCAAAUAUUAUUAUUAUAGGUACUCAAAGGGAUGGAAAUAUAAUAUAAGGAAGGAAUAGUGGUUUAAGGAUAUUUCAUUGAUUAACAAGAAUUUAUAUUCAGGAAAAUAUUUCAGUAUUGCAAAUUGGAAAAUAAUGGAAAGUUCAUAAAUUGACAUGUAAGAAUCUGAUUUGUGCACACUUGAAUAAUUCUUCAAUAAUUAAAAUUAAUGA